AUGAAUGAAGAUGCGAACGGAUGCGAGAGAUUUGUCAAUGUUACCGAGGACUUAGACGUUGAGAAAAUUGAUUACGGUAACGAGAGCAAGAGACGAGAACGUUCAAUGAGCGGUUCAGCUAAACUGAGCAACAACCUGUGGACGUAUAUUCGGAAUUACAAUCCGGGCGGCGCAAAGGCUCGCUACAACGCGGCGAUUCUGAUGAAACUGAUGAAACAGAUAUUGGAAGUGUUGAAAAAGGACCCAAUGGUUGUGAAAGUAGCUGUAAGAGAAUGAAAGGGGAGUGCGGGAGAACGGAAGCUUUUAUCACAGGGUCCUUCCGUCAUUUUCGGUCCUUUGCACGGAGAAGGCGACUCGAUGAUCACUCUGAUGAGCCAAUCGAAGAAGAUGCCGCCGGAGGUGACAUACGUGAUGCUCGGAUGUUACAUCGGAAGAGGCUUCGCCCAGCUGGAGUGCCUCGUCUUCCUGUUCUCCAUGAAGAUUCUGUUCCCGAGCAAAGUGGUCCUUCUGAAGGGACACCACGAAGAGUCGAUUGCGAUGGAGUUGUUGAAAGUGAAGGAUUGGCUGACGUUCAGAGGAAUCUCCCAGGAGGUGCAGCUCGAGGAGAUCAUCGUCGACAUGAAGAAGGCGUGCAAUGCGAUGUCGGCCGGGGCGGUCCUCAACGGGAAAAUACUGUGUAUGCCGGGUGGGCCGGGACCAGUGCUGAGGGAGCGAGGACUGAAGCAGUUGAUGUCUCUGAAGAAGGGCAUGCAGACGGUGGCCGACAAGAAGAUGAUGAUGGAAGCCGCGUGGUCCGUGCUCAUUCUGAACGAAGCACAAAAGGACAUGCACGGAAUGCCCUCGUUCACUGCGGUAAGCAGUGCAUUCUCAGCUUCUGAAUUUGGGAACAGUAUUUUCUUUUUCAGCAAGAAGCGGCCGAUUUCUGCAAGAAGCACAACCUGAAAUGCAUAAUCCGAGGCCGUCAAAUGGUCGACGACGGCUUCUUGAACAAGCCGAAAGAGGUUAUCACUCUGUUCUCGGCAGUCGCUUAUCUCGACAACUUCCGAAAUCACGCCGCCGCGAUGAUCGUCGACAAAGACAAAGUGAACAAUGAUUCGGAAGUGUCGAGGCAAUUCAGUUUUCAGGGAACCGUCAUUCGGUAUAAAAUGGAAGAGGGCGAGCAGCACUCUCUGGAAUUGGUCAAGCCGGGAAUGGGACGGAAUGCGGUGGAGGGCAACUGA
Caenorhabditis sp. 36 PRJEB53466 is the source of this 1220-nucleotide messenger RNA. NCBI's taxonomy places the organism in Eukaryota, Metazoa, Nematoda, Chromadorea, Rhabditida, Rhabditidae. The record is from the annotation of a GenBank genome assembly.